AUGAGCACUCAUCAUCAGCUAGCUCAAGUAAACGAGCUUCGGGAACUAGCACACCCCAACCGCGUAAGCGUAAUCGGCACACAGGAACGACCUCUCGAAACUGCAUAUUACGAGAUUCUCGGAGUGGAGAUUACAGCAACUACCGAUGAGAUCAAAGGCAUACACGCCGAGGAGACGGUACACCUACAGUUUAAACAAAUUUCUAUAGCGUACCAAGUACUGUCCGAUCCCGAGCUACGCAAGAAAUAUAACGAAUUUGGGCCCAAGGAGGGUCGACCCCGAAGAAAUCUCUCAGCAAUAUUUGGUGGCGAAAGAUUUGUCCCUAUUAUUGGACAUAUUUCGUUAGGGAAGGAUAUGAAGGAUGCACUGCAGAAUGAGGAAAGUGAUCACGAAGAACCGAGUGAGCCACCCCAGAGAGAUGCGAAGGGGCGCGAGAUUAUUUCUCCAGAGGAGCGUGCUCGACGAGAGGAGAAACGCCUGCGUAAAGAGGAGCGCGAACGACAAAUAGAUGCACAGGCUACACGAUCCGAACGGGUAUCGUUACUGGUCACCGAACUAUCCCGCAAGCUUUCCAUAUACACGGAGAGUGCGACUGGCCAUCCCCAACAAGACGCAGACGUAGCAAAUAGUUGGAGGCAGAUAUGUGAGAUCGAGGCUAAUGAACUUAAAGGAGAGUCAUACGGUGUCGAGCUCUUGAAUGCCAUUGGAUUUGUCUAUGUCUCCAAGGCUAAACACUACUUGGCUACGAAUCAAACAUUCAUGGGUGUGGGAGGCUGGUUGCAUAACAUACAGGAAAGUAUCACAGUAUCGACUGUAAGGUCAGCGUUGGAGCUCAAACAAGUUUUUGAUCAAAUCGCCGAGGCUGAGAAGUCUGGUAUGAACCCGGAGCAGAAGAAAAAACUCGAGGAACAGGCUGCAGAAAAGGUCUGUAAAACUUCCUAUGUCAUUUCACUUGGCCCUGCCCGCUCCCGAACUGGGGUGUUACUCGGAUGGUUGGAACGAUCACUCACGUUUCCUCAUCUCACGCAGGGCCUACGCGCGCUGUUCAAAGGCGCCAAACUUGAGAUUGAAUCAGUCCUACGCGAGACCUGUGACCGAGUCCUCGCUGACCCGACCCUGCAGUCCAGUAAGCUUCACUUGCGAGCCGAGGCGCUGCAGAUUCUAGGCGAGGCAUAUCUUAGUGUCAAGAAGGAUGGUGAUGCGACUGAAGAGGACUAUGUUCGGAUCGAGACUAAUGCUAGUCGGCAAAGGGCUGCAAAUGCUGGUUACACUUAG
This is a messenger RNA of Rhizoctonia solani, 1275 nucleotides long. RefSeq names its product X-domain of DnaJ-containing. NCBI's taxonomy places the organism in Eukaryota, Fungi, Basidiomycota, Agaricomycetes, Cantharellales, Ceratobasidiaceae. The record is from RefSeq and is a predicted model, not a curated record. The coding region runs from base 1 to 1275 and encodes 424 amino acids. The transcript is spliced from 8 exons.